Lineus longissimus is the source of this 3053-nucleotide messenger RNA. Its product is annotated as max-binding protein MNT-like. NCBI's taxonomy places the organism in Eukaryota, Metazoa, Nemertea, Pilidiophora, Heteronemertea, Lineidae. The coding region runs from base 165 to 2183 and encodes 672 amino acids. Gene Ontology annotation, molecular function: protein dimerization activity; RNA polymerase II cis-regulatory region sequence-specific DNA binding; DNA-binding transcription factor activity, RNA polymerase II-specific. Gene Ontology annotation, biological process: regulation of transcription by RNA polymerase II. The record is from RefSeq and is a predicted model, not a curated record. The transcript has 8 exons.
CUUAUUUCGCAGCGUUGGUCUGUUUUGAUCAAUCUACGCCAUCUUCGGGGAGACCCUAAUUUCAAUUCACUUUUAUUCCUUUUUCGUUGCGAACUUCAGCUAAAUUUAUGAAGAUCCUGUGAGCCAAAGGUCUCAACUUCCCACUGAACCGCUCGCUUUGUGACAUGAGUCUGUCAACGUUGUUGGAAGCCGCAGAGUUCUUGGACGAUGGAACACCAACACGUGAUGAGAAAUCUCCAGAUUUUCAUCCUUACGCCAAGACAAGCCGUCACUCCCGUAAGCGCAAGUCUUCAAUUCUGAAUAACAACGAGGCGAACGACGAGGAAAUGUCUGAAGACGGCGGAGAAAAGAGACGAGCGGGAGGGGCUGGGACCAGAGAGGUACACAACAAACUAGAGAAAAACCGACGAGCACAUCUGAAAGAAUGCUUUGAACUUCUGAAAGAACACAUUCCAAGCAUGGAGGACAAGAAGAUCUCCAAUCUAGCUAUCCUGAGGAGCUCCCUUAGGUACAUCCAGAUUUUGAAGAGGAAAGAAAAGGAGUUUGAGCAGGAUAUGCAGCGUCUUGCUGGAGAAAAAAUCCGCUACCAAGAGAAUAUUCUCACCCUAAAACGAGAUCUUCAGCAGUUGAAUAUCGACUUUGACUUGAAUAGUUUUGUUCAGGCAGUUGCUGAUCAGGAGCGUGAUACCAAUUCAACAUCUACUGCAUCAGAAGGUUGCAGUCCAAUUGUAAGUGAAGAUGAGGAUUCAGGAAACCUCAAGCGGAAAACCCCUUCAAAGAGUACACCCACAUUCUAUACCACUGGCUUUUCAUCUUCUGCAAGUGGCAUUUCCAAGUCGGUCACUAGCACAGCACUAACAACAGUGACAAAGACCACUGCUAGUAUUGGUGCAGUACCAGUGACAUCACAACAAACGGUGAAAACUCAGGUGGCUCAGUUAUUACAGCGCCAGAUUUCCCAGAGAGCACAGGCACAACAACAGCAGCAGAAGCAACAGCAAUUACCUGCCAUACAACCUGGACCAGGACCAGGACCAGCGGUUAUAACUCUACCGAAUCCAGGAGCACCACCUCACUUGACCAUUCCAGCAUCUUCAGUGCGGAUACCUUUUCACAUCCAGGAAGUCAUCGCAAAGGCUAUAGCAGCGGGUGAAUCCGUACAAGUAGCGGCCUCAGCAACGGGUGAAACGGUACAAGUUGGACCAGCAGCAACGGUUGAAAUGGUACAAGUAGCACCCUCAGCAACAGGAGAAACGGUACAUUUAGCGCCCUCAGGAACAAUAACUAAAGCUCCAGUUACGACUAGUACUGCGUUAAUGACAGGCACAACAACGGCAUCUGCCGUUCCUGUGCAAGUACCAUGGCAAAUAAAGACAGAACCUGGGAUACAGUUACCAAUGCAGAUUCAAACCAAUCCAAGAGUACAGGCACCGCUGCAAAAUAAGACUGAAUCCGGGUUAACGAACACUGCUUCAGUUGUGAAGCCAGGACCUGGUGUUUUUACCCUGGUGGCACACAAUCCUGUGAAACUGGAAUCACAACCUGUGACAACUCAAGUCAGUACUGUUGGGACACCAGUUACCAUGUUGUCGACAGCACAGGUUGCCGGUAUCACUUCACAGGCAGCUAGUAAUCCGACAAGCACUUUGAAGCAGAUCUUGGCUCCUGGGACGCAGAUCCUCACGCCUGGGAACCAUCUUUCCGCCAUCAGUCAGAUGGUCCAACAGGCAAUAGCACAGCAACAGCUACAACAACAACAGCAGCACAGUUCCAUCAAGACGAGUCCUGGCUCACAAACUGUGGCUGGGACGAAUCAGGUGAUUGCUACUCUACCACAAGGACUGACUUCUGUGUCCAAUAUGGGCAACUUGACACAGUUCCUUGCACCAAUUACUGUCAUGACACCAACAAUGGUUCAGCUCAACCAGAACACUUCACAGCCACAACUUAAUAAUGUGCAGUCAUUCAUCAAAACUGUGGGAGGAAUUCCAACGCUCAUUCAACAGCCAUUCUUACAAGGAAUACAACAGGUUGGUGGGCAGGUUUUCAAGCCGGUCAUUAUGGUCACCAUGCCAACGGUUGUUGCAGCAAAUGUAGCCAGCCCUGCUGUGACAAGUAUUCCUUCAUCAAGUGCUCCUUCGACAGUGCAGCUGGCUGUAUCAGUCCCAAGGACCACAUCAUGAUGGAACCACAUUUUGCUUGUAAAUACUGCUUCUCUCUGUAACCAUUGGGAUGCCUCUCACUGCAUCGAUCAUGAAAACGUUGGCACUAAUGUAUUUUAUUUGCACAGUAUGUGGACUGCAGCUCAUUUGAGUCUCUACCCUGUAUUAACAUAUAUUAUCUAUCAUGUACUGCAGAACUAAGCUGGGCCAAUCUUCCUGUACUAGCAAGUGUGGAUUUAAUCUCCAAUCUGUACUUAGUGCUAGCUAUAGUUGCUUUGUAUCAUAAUCCUGAGCUGUUCCGAACAAUAUUUUGUCUUCGUAAUCUUUUCAUCCAAAGUCUGUGAUAAUGCUCUAGGAGAUCCAUCUCUAAAUGUGGAUGUUUGUUACUGCUACAUGUAGGCAUUCAACCAUAUUCAACAUAUAGUAUUCUGUUGUACGUUGUUAAAGGGGGACUAUGGACAGGAAUCACCGAGAUAAAAUGGUCAUCUUCAUCUUACAAUGCACAGGUAGGAGCCUGGGUUGUGUUUGAUUCAGCAUGAAACAUAUUCUCCAUUGAUUCAGCAUGAAACAUAUUCGCUGUACUGUCAGAUUGGAGUGGCCCCUUUUGGCAACUCCUUGUAAAUUAAUUUGAACCUGGCUGCUGCCCAUUGACUUCCUUUAAAAAUUGAUAUACCACUGGAAUCGGUCUCGAAUCAUCAUACUUUCAUUGUAAAUAUCAUUCACACAAGAAAGUUGUCAACCAAGAACAACUUGUGUUACCAGAGUUUCCCUUGUUUUGCAUAUACAUUAAAGUGUAAUGGAGGAUUUCAUCAAUCCAUUUAUAGAUGCCAUAUAUUCCCCUGUUUGUUUUCCUUAAAGAUGGGUACAUUACUAUCGAGUCUACAGAACAAA